GGUGUCCGCUGCGGCUGGUAUUGCCUGGUAUUGCGAUGACACGAUUCGCAUCGGAGCAUUGUUUCACACAUCACCACUUUGAGAACUUGUGGCUGUGUCGGCGCGUAACAUACAUAAAUUUCAGCUGAACGUCGCCAUAGAAAAUGGAGCUUCUGUUCACUGUGUUUCAUCCUCGAGCUUCAUCUUAAGUUGCCUGUGUUUCUGUCGUGGUGCCGGCUCCCGUUUGGCAACAGCACGUGGCAAUGGGUGUUCACGGCCUAUGGCAGGUGCUAGAACCUGCGGGGAAGCCGAUCGCCCUCGAAACGCUUGAGAACAAAGUUCUCGCCGUCGACGUCAGCUUGUGGCUUCAUCAGGCCGUCAAAGGCUUCCGCGAUGCCCAAGGCAGCCCCUUGGCCAACGCUCACCUGUUGGGUUUACUUCAACGAGUCUGCAAGCUUCUCUUUUAUGGAGUCAAGCCCGUCUUCGUCUUCGAUGGAGGCGUGCCACAGCUCAAGAAACAGACUCUGGCUGCUCGUCAAGAAAGGCGUACUUCUGCACAAGAAAGUGCCCAACGUAAGGCACGAUUACUGCUUCUAAAGGCCCGGCAUAGAGGCUCAAAACGACCAGCCCCCAAGGCACCUGUGGAUGACUUGUAUGUUCUGCCACCUCUGCCAGAACACUGGAACAAAUUGUACAAAGUGGAGAAUGACGAUGAAGGCUGGCACUCCGGACAUGCUCUCUGGGAGUUGUCCUCACUUGACUGCGACUCAGAAGAAUUUGCAGCCCUGCCAGCAGAGAUGCGUCACCGUGCGUUGAUUGCCAUGCAGCAUCACCAUCGUUGGGGCCGUCCCAGGAAGGCACCUGAGAAAUCGGAGGAUUUCUCUGCCUACCAGCUGCAGGGCCUCUUGCGCAAGCGCACUCUGCAGCAGCGUACUGAGGAGGCUCGUCGUGAGAUGAGGCCCGAGCCGUUAUUAUGGGGCGAAGAGGCCCACGUGAGUCGGGUUGCCUCUCUGGCCAACACUCACCAGGUCAUUCUGAACACCAGCCCCACCAAACAUAUCCUGCAACCAGAAAGUGAGGAAGGUGAUGCAAAAGAAGGUGCAAUAAAGGACUGGAAGACAGCCAGCCCACAAGUAGAAGAGCACAGUGCUGGUUCAAGCCAGGCUGUUAACAAAAGCCCAUCUUUAUCAGCUCAAGACCCCGCUGUUUUAAAGUGGCUGUCUGAAGAGUGCUCUCCAAACAAGGCUAUGCAAGAGAGUUCUGCAACAGACAAAAAUUUUACAUGCACCCAGACUAGUGAAGCACACUCUAGAACUAUCCGGUCUCAUUUUAGGAGGGUGGUGGACUUGACAGAUGAACCAGACGAGUCAGAAAACAGGGACAGUAGUCAAAAGGCUCACCUUGCAAGUUACGCAAAUCAGGCUAGUGAUUGUGCUCAGCCAAAUGCAGUGGACACUCCAGCGGCAGGCGACAGAACAUGCAGGCUACCUGACAGGAGUGAAGACGGCGCAAGCAUUGGUUCAGCACUGCCGUCAUUGGCCCAAGAUUCGCCAGCUCCCGCAAUGUCUGCAGCUAAGGGUGAAGGCCCUGUGGUAGCAUCUAUGGAGCCAUCAGGAGUACCAGGUGAUGAGGACAAAAGUGAGAGCAAGCGAGAACGCUCAGCUGAACAAGAAGAUAAUGGUUCUGCCUCAAAUUGGUUGGAGAGCAAGCAAGAACUCUUAGCUGAACAAGAAGAUAAUAAUUCUGCCUCAAAUUUGUUGGAAACACAGGAUGAGAAAAUGAGCUCUUCCAAUAUCGCAAGGAAGUCUAAGGCAUUGGAAGAGGCUAGUGACAUUGUGCUCUCAGAAGAGGACGAGGAAGAAAAAGAUGAAGAACUUCUAGCAGCUAUUCAAGCCUCCUUGUCCGAGCAGCAAGAAAAGCACACCGGUGAACAACCUACAGGUAGUGGUGGUGGCAGUAGCAGCAGCAGCUUCUGGAAGCCUCCUAGAACUGAAGAAGAGAAACGUGAGCUGCACAUGAGGGAACAGGAGCUGGAACAGGAAGCUGCCCGUCAGCAACGCCAUGCUGCCAGCCUCAAUGACCUGCUUGUGAAGGAGUGUCAGGAGCUUCUUGCACUGCUGGGCCAGCCGUACGUGGUGAGCCCUGGGGAGGCAGAAGCCCAGUGCGCGUGGCUGGAGCAGCAUGGGCUCAGUCAUGGGGUCGUGACGGAUGACAGUGAUGCCUGGCUGUUUGGGGCCCAAUGCGUUUACCGGCACCUGUUCCGCCCUGAUCGGCGUCCCACGCGCUUUCAGAUGAGAGAUCUUUCCUCACAGUUUGGCCUUGACCGUCAGAAGCUGGUGGCCUUUGCUCUGCUGUGUGGUAGCGACUACACUACGGGUGUUAAUGGUGUGGGCCCUGUAACGGCCAUGGAGGUGCUCAGCGAGUUUAAAGGAGAUGAUGCCAUUUCACUCCUAGAGGAGUUUCGCACUUGGCUUAAUAAGGCCAAGGAAGAAAAAGUCCAGCCAGGCAGCAAGACACGAUCACACCUGGUGCGCCUCUCUCUGGAGCCUGGCUUCCCCAGCAGUCGGGUGGCGCAAGCAUACCUUGAGCCCACCGUGGAUGACUCACGCGAGACCUUUUCCUGGGGCACGCCGGACCUGGAUGCUUUGCGAACGUAUGCAAACCAGAAACUUGGCUGGAGCCGGGAAAAGCUGGAUGACCUCUUACUGCCAGUGCUGAAGCGGAUGGGUGCAAAGCAAAAGCAGACUCGUAUGGACCAAUACCUGGAGGCUUGCCAGGCACCACCCAAACCCAAGCUGUUCCCGAGCAAACGGCUUACUAAGGCCAUGGGCAAGCUGGCACCAGUGAAAAGGGCAAAGAUCGAAGGGCCACAGCUUUCCGAGGAUAGCGAUUCAAGCUAACAGGAACAGAAAGGAUACAUUCAUGUUCGAGCAAGACAAUGGUGCAACAUUGAAUGGUGCACAGGGAAUUCAACAUGCCUCCUACAUUACUAAAACUGAAAGAACAGCUCAGUACAUUUUCAUCUGACGCUGUAGUCGCAUACCAUUUGCUUUGUGCGGGAUAAGUAUUUAAAGGCAGUGCAGUGGAACUAAUGAACUUUUUGGCAGCGCAAUGUUCACAGGAGUAUAUACACCAGUAAAUUGUUUCUAACUAGUUAACUUAAUUUGUCAAUUAAUGCUUCAUUACGUUAGGGCACACAUUGCAGUUACAGAAUACAAGCCAAUGAGUCCUCAAGGCAUGUGUACAAUUACUGGGAAUCCUGAAACCAACUCUGGUUUCAAGAUAUUUCUCUUAAAGCUAACAAAGAGAUGCCAUUGGCAUUUCAGUUUGUAUUUUGCCCAAAUGGUAUCCAUCACACAUUGUGGGAAAAAGUAGAGCACUGAUGCAUUUUGUGUAGAGUUUGAGGACAAGUUGAUGUGUUCUCAGCAGACAGGCUUCAAUUCUGCAAAACUGAAAGUUAAGAAAGUCUGCAGUUGUUCAUUACUAGAUUGCAAUCACAUAUCACAGUCAAGUUAACAAACCAGUGCUGGCUCACAACUCAGUUUGUCUUUGGAAAACAUGGUACAUAUAGAUGCCAGCUAACUACCAUGUUUAAUUAUGUAACUGCAGCAUGUGCCCUAAGGUGAGCAUAUCAUGUUUAAUUACUGAAUAGGUGAAUAUCUCAUUUACUGAAAGUAAGCUCUUGCAAAAAUAAUAAUAAAUUAGUUUCAGAAUACAUUA
This is a messenger RNA of Dermacentor andersoni, 3699 nucleotides long. The record is from RefSeq and is a predicted model, not a curated record. Lineage: Eukaryota; Metazoa; Arthropoda; Arachnida; Ixodida; Ixodidae.